CAUUAUAAAUCAAAUCAUACAAGAGAGCAGACUGUUCUAUUUCAUUCUUACAAAAUUUAACUUAAUUUUUUAAGUAUCUAUAAAAAAACGGGGAACAAAUUUGUAUCCUUAUAAAUCGAGCAUACAAAAGCGUAGAUUAUUCUACUCCAUUCCUACAAAAUUUAACUUAUUUUUUUUUUCUAAACACCAUUCAAAAACGUGGAAAAAAUCGUCGAGAAAAAAUAUUAAGUAUAAAAAACGUGGGAUAAUUUGUAUCCUUAUAAAUUGCGCAUACAAAGGAGUAGAUUGUUCUAUUCCAUUCUUACAAAAUUUAACUUAUUUUUUCAAAUUAACUUUCGAAAACUCGGUAAGAAGACUAUCAAAAGCAAAGGAGCAGAAACUAAAAGUAAAACCUGGAUAAAAUUGCCGUUAACUAAAAACCAAGAAAGAAAAAAAAAAAAAAUAAUAAACGCGUUUCGUAAACUGCCGUCCGCUGAAACCUUUGAAUUAAAUACAACAACAACAAGAAAACCAACAAAAGAAAAUUUGCCAACGAUAAACAAGCAACGCAGUGACCAAUUCAGUAAUUAGUGCAACCCAAAGCAACAAAUUUACCAGCAAAAAAGAAAAAAAAUAUCAAGCAAAACAAACAUUAUGGCAUUCAUUUCAAAAGAUUUUCGCUCACCUGGCGAGGCAUGGGUUAAGACCAAAGAGGGCUGGGAACGUCUGAAGGUGCUCGAAUGCAGUGGCAAACGUAAACGCCACAAUUGUGAGGGGAGCAACUGCCAAGACAGUGGAGCCACACAGGAGUCCAAGGAUGGAGGCGGCGGAGUGGAGUAUCAAGUGCAGGGUGGCAUGCCCCCCCACUAUCACAUCACCUUACGUUGCACGCGCGAAAUAGCGGGAUUUAAUGGCUUGAGUGAGGCGGUGAAGCGUCUCGAUUUCCGUCGUUCGGUCCGCGACCGCAAACGUUUCCAUUAUAUCUGCGCUUUUCUCUUGCUCGUUUCCAACAAGGGCAUAGCCAGCUUGCCGGGCAGUGCCCAGCGUCAGCUGCUUCAAAUGGUCGAAGAGGUGGCAUCACAUGUCAACGACAGCCAACAGCAUCUGAAUGUGCUGCGCGGAUUGGCCCUCAAACUGGACAAUAUUGUCGAUCAGGAGAAACAGAAAUGCUGGGGCAAGCCACUGGGCAGCACCUAUUUGUGGCAGGAGCAUGUGGCCACCAUUAAGCGCAUCAAUGAUGUGGCCAAUCAGAUUCAGAUCAGAGAGCCCGAUCCAAAGGCCAAGCCUCAGUUGCAUGAGCUACCCGAGGAGUGUGUCCGUGAGAUAAUACUGUGUAUAGCCGAUCAUCGCGAUUUGGAAUCGGCUGCCCAGGCUUGGGAUACCAUGGCCAAGUUGGUCUGCGAGCAGCGCAUUUGGCGUGAACUGACACGUUUCCAUUUCAAUCAGCAACAGAUCAACAUUAUAUUGGAUCUGGAUAAGUUUAAGAAAAUGGGCGAGGAAAAAGACUGGAAGAAGAUCUAUCAUCAGCUGCGUCGCACCUAUGGCGUCAACGAUGAUUAUCAAUUUGCCGAGGUAUUGGCCCUGUGCAGUCUGUGCUGUUGCCUAUUCUGGCCAUCGGAUGGACAUCCCUGUAUUAUGGAUCAGAGCCCAGAUUUUCGGCAGCGCGUUGAGGAGGCUCGCGGCCAAUUGGCCAAAUUGGCUCAGCCCGUGCCGCCGGCACAAUUCUUAAAGUAUUUCUCAUUGUAAACUAACUUAACUUACGGGAUGAUGGAGAGAGACAGAGACAGUGCUAGAAGGAGACGGAUAGAGAGAGAGAGAGAGAGAUUGAAAGUGAGUGAGACACAGGAAAUGAAAGAGAAAGAGAGACAGAUACCUUGAUAUUUUUAAACACACCAGCUUAGUAUCAAACGAUGAUGAAGAUGAUUAGGAUGAAGUGAUACUAUUGCUGUGGGAUGAGCUUGUUGGAUGCCUAUGAAAGUUUUUAUUGUAUCCAUGUUAAAAUGUUUUAACAUUGUGCAAAGCCGCAAGAAGAAAGCAAAGUGAUAAUGAAGUUUUAAUGCAAGUAAAAAUCCCCAUCAGUUAAUUAUGUUUUUUGUUUUAUGUAUGAUUACAUCUAACGGGAUUCCAUUCGCAUUGUCACAUGGAAUAUUUUGCGAAACGACAUCAAAGAGUACUACGUCCAUUUGGAAAAUUAUCGAAAUUUUUAAUAUACAACUAAAUUUUAGUUCCAUUUAGCAUAUUUACAACAAAAUUGAUCGAAACAUUCUCUUAAAAGACAAAACAAUCAAAUUUAGAUUAUACAUGUAAUUUGGCUUUUUUUGGUGUGAGGUACUCGAGAUAUAUAUGUAUUUAUUAAAAUUAAUGAUAAUAUAUUGUUAUGGAAUCCCUUAGAACCUUAAA
Drosophila willistoni is the source of this 2379-nucleotide messenger RNA. Its product is annotated as F-box only protein 32. Gene Ontology annotation, biological process: protein ubiquitination. NCBI's taxonomy places the organism in Eukaryota, Metazoa, Arthropoda, Insecta, Diptera, Drosophilidae. The coding region runs from base 634 to 1725 and encodes 363 amino acids. The transcript has 5 exons. Gene Ontology annotation, molecular function: protein binding. The record is from RefSeq and is a predicted model, not a curated record. Gene Ontology annotation, cellular component: nucleus; cytoplasm; SCF ubiquitin ligase complex.